Trichoderma aggressivum f. europaeum is the source of this 1566-nucleotide messenger RNA. RefSeq lists its product as uncharacterized. Gene Ontology annotation, molecular function: ATP binding; fructose-2,6-bisphosphate 2-phosphatase activity; 6-phosphofructo-2-kinase activity. Bases 1 to 1566 code for a protein of 521 amino acids. The record is from RefSeq and is a predicted model, not a curated record. Gene Ontology annotation, cellular component: cytosol. Gene Ontology annotation, biological process: fructose metabolic process; fructose 2,6-bisphosphate metabolic process. Lineage: Eukaryota; Fungi; Ascomycota; Sordariomycetes; Hypocreales; Hypocreaceae. The transcript is spliced from 5 exons.
AUGGACUCCAGGACCGCUGAGAUCGCGGCAAACGCUCCCCGGUAUCGCCGGAGGAGUUCAACCUUUAUCGACAGUAUCCACGAUGUGUCGGAGGAUAAUGAUAUGGCGCCGGCCCAGCUUUACAGCACCAUGUCUGGGCGGCUGUUUCACUCUGGCCGUAUUGCCAUUGUCAUGGUUGGGCCGCCUGCUCGAGGCAAGACACACAUUUGCGUAUCCAUGGCACGCUAUCUUCAAUGGCUUGGCGUCAAGACUCGUAUUUUCCACUUGGGCGACUACCGCCGAGCGACCAUUGGUCCUGAUGGCUCGCUUCCCGAUGAUUACUUCUUCCCCGAUGCUUCCCCUUCAUCCGUCAUACUCCGCCAAAAGAUUCUAAAGAAAUGCCGUGAAGAUAUCUAUGCAUGGUUGAAUCAUGAAAACGGCCAGGUUGCUAUAUACGACGCGGUCAACCCAACGGCGAGUGGGAGGCGCUCUCUGGCCAAGGAGUUUGCAAAGCACGACGUCCAGACUCUGUAUAUUGAAUCCUUUGUGAAUGACGACCAGAUUUUGCAUGACAACGCCAUCAACGUCAAGAUUUCCUCGCCUGAUUUUGCUGGGAUGGAUCCCGAUGAAGCAGCAAAAAUGUACUUGAAAAGAAUAGAGAUGAGAAUCCCAGUAUUCGAGACGAUGAACGAGACAGAGCUCAACUAUAUCAAGAUGAUCAAUGCUGGAGAAAAGUUCUUCUACAACAACCUUAGCUUCAACUACCUGUCUCACAGAAUCGUCUUCUACCUGACCAACCUCCAUAUCAAAUCACGAACCACCUUCUUUGUCCGUGCGGGCACGACAACGGAGGAAGACUCGUACAAGGCAGACGCAGACCUCUCAGAACAGGGCAGGUUUUACGCUCAACGGAUGUCCGAGACGCUUGUUAAACAUCGCGAACAAGAAAGGCUGGAGCAAAUCGCCAAGGGCAAGCCCGAGACGCCCCUCCGACCACUUUCAAUCUGGACGUCUACUCGACUUCGCACCAUUCAAACUGCCGACUACCUCAAAGAAAAGGGAUACAAGGUUCGGCAACGUUCCCAGAUGAGCCAGAUCAACCCCGGCGUCUGCGAGAAGAUGUCAGAGCGCGUGAUUAGGCAGAUAUACCCCGAAGAGUCUUACCAUGACCUUGCCGUUCGACUUGAGCCCAUCAUCUUAGAAUUGGAACGAGAGCAGAGCGACUUGUUAAUUAUCGCACACGAGUCUGUUCUUCGCGUGCUGUUUGCCUAUCUCAUGCACUGCUCCACCAUGGAUAUCCCCAAUCUCAAGUUCCCCCGCGACGAGAUUAUUGAGAUUAUUCCUGCCGCCUAUCAGAAUGAAGCCAAGCGUAUUCACAUUCCUGGUUUGGAUCCUAAGCUGCUCCCAGGCUCUCCCGAUGAUAUUAGGAUACCCGGUAGCCGGCCCUUGAGCAGGCCAGAGAGCGGCCAGAUGAGCCCAAUUCCCGGCGGGUUGGGCAGCCCAGCUGAGCCGCUAGAGAGGCCGACGGAAAAGGUGGUCAAUACGGCGAAAGACAUGGUGGCGGACAAGAUUCACGAUGAGAUUUAA